Molecule: messenger RNA, 1350 nt
Organism: Aspergillus tanneri
Lineage: Eukaryota; Fungi; Ascomycota; Eurotiomycetes; Eurotiales; Aspergillaceae
Exons: 2
Coding region: 1-1350 (449 amino acids)
Source: RefSeq, a predicted model, not a curated record
AUGCUCUGGUCCUGUGCCUUGCAACCCGAUUUCUCCCGUCCAUUGCCACAUCGUGUUGCCCUGAAUAGUGAUGCCCUGAAUAGUGAACACACACAGAGGGAGAGGGACCAUGUUUUUUCCUCCCCCAUUGUGCGGAGCGCCCACAAGAACACUCAAGAUGUUAGCAGCAAUUGCAUAGAAAAAUAUAAGACAGAUAUUUAUCAUAUCUCUACUGAACCAUGGGGGAAUGUUGCUGGCAGCACGGUGACAUUGCAGGCUGAUUCUCUGAGGACGAACCCAUCGCCUCUGGAAACCCCAGCCGGAUGCUGGGAGAACUUACGCCUCACGAGCAUCGAUAAUUGUCUGACAGGAGGGGACCAGAGUCAGAACCACAGUCCAGACUUGGACCACGUAUGGACGGCAUUGGAAGGAACACUGCUGUCGAUGUUCGUUCCGGGUGUGGCGCUGCGGAUUCUGGAGGCCGUGCCUGACCUGCAGACGCUUGAGAGUGUCCGGCUCCUGAACAAGGAUUUCUACACGGCCUACCAAGCCAACGCCAUGCCCCUGAUCCGCGGAGCACUGUGGAGAAUGUGCCCGCCGGCGUGGGAGCUUCGUGAGAUGGGCCUGCCCUGGACCAGCCCGGGCACCAUGGAAUACUUGAGGUGCAUAACCACUAAGGACCAACCAGCCCCUACCGUCACACCCACCAAUUACCUGGCCCACUAUGCCUACGAAGCUUGCGUAAUGGCGCGAUUGAUCGGGGCGGUCUUCACCGCCGAAGAGCAAAACUACCUUUACCACCACGAAGAAGCCCUUGUUGCAGUGCAUGAUGCAUGUCUGCGCAUCUGGACAUUCUGCCGGAUCUUUGGUUGCGGGAAAGGCCGCGCGGGCGACUUGGAGGGCCAACAGGAAUGGCUCGCUGGAGGUGCCCGAGCGCACCUCCCUCCCAGCUGCACCAUCUCGGAAUGGUGCCGGAACAGUGAGGUCCUGGACCUAGCACCUGAGAGCUUCGGCAAGGGCAACCAUGGUAAUCUCUCCGCGAGUGAAACCAUGAUGAUGCUGUGGAUCUGGAAUCUUUUUCGACGGCAACUGCGGUGGAAAGUUAGGAGUCUUCUUCGAGAUCGUUACCCACGGGCGUGGGAUGAGGACGUGGUCGACGAGUGGGUCUUCUCCGUCCUGACAUUUGGCUUGGCUGCGAUUGAUCAUCUUCUCUUGUCCAAUGACCCUGUCAAGGAGGCCGAACAGCUGGGAUGGGCCACGGUAUCGGCCUCCAUGAUCGCACGACCGGAGCGCGGUGAGUUCUUGCAGGAUGCCUGUAUACAUCAUCUACAGCAGAUUUCUGGGCCCCGACGUACGUGCACCUUCCAGUAA